UGUGGCUAUUGGGAACGGGCUGGGCGCAACGGCCCGGGAGGCGCGACUCUUGCUGGGGAAGGCUGCUUCGUGUGACGGCGAGGGUCGGUGCUGGCUCUUGAGGCUGCGGAGCCGGCGGAUUCCAGGACAGAAGUGACUGGAGCCACCCCUGGGCGCCGACAGCUGAGAAGCCCGAGGCGGCCUCUGCUACCGCUCCGCUUCGCCCACCUCGACCCCAGGGCUUUGCCCAGUGUUCCCGGGUCGGCUGUUUCCGUGAGGCGGCCCGGUGCAGGCGGGCGGUGGCGGAGGAUGCUGCGAGGCCCGGAGCCGAGAGGAAGGUCCUGACCCAGCCCUUUGAUUGCUCCUCGAGGUCUUCCGAGAGGCCCAUCCUCGGCCCCCAAGCCGACAGCGGGUAAAGGCUUCACGAGCAGGCGAGAGCAGCAGACGCCGCCCAUCCCCGGACCCAACACCAUGUCGUCCGCCAGGUUUGAUUCUGCAGACCGCUCUGCCUGGUACAUGGGACCAGUGUCUCGCCAGGAGGCUCAGACCCGUCUCCAGGGCCAGCGCCACGGCAUGUUCCUAGUCCGGGACUCCUCUACCUGCCCCGGGGACUAUGUUCUGUCCGUGUCCGAGAACUCGCGUGUCUCGCACUACAUCAUCAACUCCCUGCCCAACCGCCGCUUUAAGAUCGGGGACCAGGAGUUUGAUCAUUUGCCGGCUUUGCUGGAGUUCUACAAGAUCCACUACCUGGAUACUACCACCUUAAUCGAACCAGCGCCCAGGUAUCCAAGCCCACCAAUGAGUUCUGUCUCAGCACCCAACUUGUCUGCAGCAGAAGAAAAUGUGGAAUAUGUACGGACUCUGUAUGAUUUCCCUGGGAAUGAUGCUGAAGACCUGCCCUUUAAGAAGGGGGAGAUUCUGGUAAUAAUAGAGAAGCCCGAAGAACAGUGGUGGAGUGCCCGGAACAAGGAUGGCCGGGUUGGGAUGAUUCCUGUCCCUUAUGUUGAAAAGCUUGUGAGGUCUUCGCCACAUGGAAAGCAUGGAAAUAGGAAUUCUAAUAGUUAUGGCAUCCCAGAACCUGCUCACGCAUAUGCUCAACCUCAGACCACAACUCCUCUACCUACAGUUGCUAGUACUCCUGGGGCAGCAAUCAACCCUUUGCCAUCCACACAGAAUGGACCUGUCUUUGCAAAAGCAAUCCAGAAGAGAGUACCUUGUGCUUAUGACAAGACUGCCUUGGCAUUGGAGGUUGGUGACAUUGUGAAGGUCACAAGGAUGAAUAUAAAUGGCCAAUGGGAAGGCGAGGUGAAUGGGCGCAAAGGGCUUUUCCCUUUCACACACGUUAAAAUCUUUGACCCUCAAAACCCAGAUGACAACGAGUGAUUGCUGUUGCCGUCCCUGCUGCUGCCUUGUUCUGCCUGUCAUAGUCUCCUUUGAAGUGGGAAGCAGUCUCUCACAUGCAAGUCACACCGAGCUGCUGGUGACCAGCUUCCAUACAUUGGCGGUCUCCUGUACAUUUGGAAUGCCUCCAGCAGCUGCCUCUUGGCAUUUGUAUCAUAGUCAUGCUGUCAAAGAGUAGCUGAUUUUAGAGUUCUUCUGGAUUAUAAACUGGAAAACUGGUGGAAGUGCACAGGUAGAGAGAAUUGAACACAGAAAGGUCUUCCUUCUCAUCACUGCCUUGCUUGUAUUUGAGGCUGACUCUGUGUGCUUGUCAUAGAACGUGUGAGCCUGCUGGCGUCCACAUGGAGAGGGUUAGCCUCUGCAAGCUCUUGCCCUUGCUGGGCUACAGAGCAGUGGCUUUGCUGCCAACUUGUUUUUCUUGGGACGACAGAGGAAGUAAACUCCAGACAGUUCUGUCCGAACUUCUGAAAUCUGGCUUGUUUCCACUUUCUUUUGUUUAGUUUUGGUUUUGGAAGACUAAUUCAUUAGAGUUGUGUGUUCUGAACAGAUUUUUAAAUAGUAGGUUGGAUUUUUGUGAUAGUCUAAGGAACAAUACGUGUCCCUGAGCUUCCAAACUGAAGCUGCUGUGCGUAACUAAAGGAAUAUAAAAGGCACCCUGAAGUAGAGGCCUUUAUCUUUUGGUUGCCAUGAUACCCUGUGUACCAUGUGGCAAACAGUACAUACAAACAGCAGUCAUGGUGUGCUGUGCUGUGUGCAUCCGGGAAAAACCAGGGUGAGCCGUAAUCUCUGGAGCCUGAGCAGAAAAGGGUGGAGCACUUGGUCAGUUCUGGCUAGCUUUUCAAUGGUACACCCUUUUAAAAAGAACUAGUGAGGUUUAUAGAAUAGUGGAUUCACCACAGAGUCUUGUCAGCUUGUCAGCCCUUGUCCAGACCCAGCCUAUCCAGGCAGCUUGAAAGUGGUAGUACUGUCUGUUCUAUUCCACAGCCUCAGUGGAACCGAACACAAUGCUCCUGAGCAAAGAAGAUGCAGCCUCUGGAACCCUUAACCCGUAUACCAUGACCCAUUAUGCAAGUCAGCUGGUACAAAUGUGUGUCUGAUCCCUUAUCCACACGUGGCAAACCUGGGUUCUAGAACUUUUCUGUAGUAUGCUGUUUCAGCUGAACCCUGACGAGGACACACCUCCACACACAGCACCACAGCAGACCCAGAAAUGUAGCAGUGACUUAGAGUAGCUCCAGCAUUUACACAACAUCUGCAACUGUGGCCCUGGCUCUUAGGCUGUGAGAAUUAGUGAAAUAUAUUCAGGAGACAAAACUAACACAAUCAUUUGUCCACUAUAUUUAUCUUUUAAAGGGUUGUGUGUGUGUGUGUGUGUGUGUGUGUGUGUGUGUGUGUGUGUGUGUGUGUGUGUGUGUGUGUUGGGCAUGGUGGCACACACUUUUAAUCCCAGCAUUCAGAAAGGCAGAGGCAAGCAGGUCUCAAAGAGUUAAAGGCUAGCCUGGUCUUUGUAGUGUGUUACGGGACAGCCAGGCCUCUAGAGAGAGACUGUUUUAGGAACACCUCCCCCCAAAGUGUGUGGGGUCUUCCCUAUAUAUAUGAAUGUGCAUCACAUAGGUGCAGUGCCUAAGGAGGCCAGAAGAGGGCGUGGGAUCCUCUGGAACGGAAGUUAUUAUGUGGUUGCUAAGAAUUGAACCUGGGUCCUCUGGAAGAGCAGCGAGUACUCUUAGCCACUGAGCCACGUCUUGAGCCUUAUCCCUUUCUCUUUAAAUUAGUGUUCCAUCAAGCUGAUAAGUGACAUACUAAAGAAUGCUCAUGUGACAAAAAGGUCUUUUGGGGAUGGUGUCAUCAUGUUUCCCUGUCUGAUUUUCCAGAAAAAAAGUGAUAGAGGUCAGCUUUCUGUCUCUGAAAGCUGCAGUGUUUAGCCAGGUCUGUUGAGUGAGCCCCAAACCCUGCCUAGAACAAUACUUGCCUUCUAGCUAGUGACCCAGCUUAGCCCUAUGCCUUUUGAUACCUGCACUGGAUACAUGCCUUGUUCACAGAGGACACAACCCCAAGGAGUCACACCCUGUUACUGGGGCUUGCACCUCAUGCCUUACACAUGCUACAUAAACCCUCUGCCACUGAGUUCUUUUUACAUUUUGAGAUGUGAUCUCCAUCAAUUGCCUAUGCUAGGUUCAAAUUUUCCAUCCCAGCCUCGGCUGAAAUUACAAAGGUUUGAGUCACCACACCCAGCUCUUAAAGUCUUUUGAAACUACAUUUAACUAAAGGGGCUUGGUGCCUUUUGAUUAUAGCAGCUUGCUUGCGCAGGCAGCCAUUUUUGAGAACAGGGUUUCCCUUCUCGAGUCUGUUGACCAGCAAGGCUGCGUGUAGGUUCAGGAUCAAAAUGUCCCAUAAACCUGGAGUUUGGUUUCUGAAAUCAGCUAAUUUGGCCCCUGUAAAUGUUUCUACAGCUCCCUCAGAUCCAAAGCUGGAAAUAAAGACAAGUUCAGAACUCUCAGAAUAUGUGCCAAAAGUAGUAAUUUCCUGACUUAAAAGCUCAUCAGUCUCUUAAUUGGGAAAAUUUUCUUUGCGCACUGAUAAAAAGUGGCAUGUUGCCUAGGUCCCACUCUGGGCAGACCCUCGGCCUCAGAGGGGAAUGUGAUCCGGGGCUUUCCUUCUGUGACCAUCAUCAUGACAUGGUCUGCUCUGCUGUGUUGUCAAGAGUACGGGGUGACAACCCACUCACCGUGGCUGUUGUGUCUGAGAAGGAAACAACUAGGCAGACAGCUAGACUGCAGUCCUGGUUCCCGGACAGGACCUCCCGUGCAGAAGGCAGCCUUGUCACUUCUGCACUGCUUUGACGCCACCUGUUGCAGGGUUACCAGGGUGCACUGACUUUGGUCACCCAAACGCAGAACCCUCUGCUCACCAGAACGGAAGAGACUCUGCCCUCCCUUGGAGUUGCACGUCCCUGACGCUGUGCCAGCCUUCCUCCAGCUGUUUACAGACAGAAUGGGCCAGGACUGAUGGCCACCGCUCUUGUAACUUUUGUUCAGAAUAGUGAGUGUUUUUAAGGGAUGAUGUGUUCUUGUUCCAGGUGUUUAUAAUUUAAUCUUUUAAUAUUAUGUUCAUUAACCUCUUAAAAUGAGUGAAUCCUUGAUUGUUGUAACACAGUACCUAAGACUAAUGCUCUCUGUGGACUCCUCACCAUGGGACCAGAGAACCACAUCCCUGGGACUACUGUGAGUCUGGACACUGAGCUGCUUGUAUAUUCUAGAGGAGCAGGAGGACAGUUCUCUGAGACAGGAGGAACGGUGGCCUUGCUUCUAGACGGUCUUCACUGUGUGUUUUAAAACGACAUAAAACUCUUUUGACAUGUAUAACUUAAAGAUCAUAAGCGUCAGGCAAUAAUAUUUUCUGUGUAAGCUUUUAAAAUUAUUUUUGGGGAUCAUAGCUUGUUUUAUUUUGUGCUAUAAAAUUAACAGUAUUAAAUGACUUAUAUUCUUAGAAUACAUUGAGUGUCUUUUCUUAACAGAUUAGUGCCUUUUUAUUUUUGUAUUCCAUUUUACGUUACUGGUCCCAGCAUCAAAACCCUUGUUUCCAUGGCCUGUUUGUACAUUGUCUCAAUAAAACUUGCACCAGCUGGCGGUGGCAGCA
Mesocricetus auratus (golden hamster) is the source of this 5016-nucleotide messenger RNA. It is a transcript of the gene Crkl, whose product is annotated as CRK like proto-oncogene, adaptor protein. NCBI's taxonomy places the organism in Eukaryota, Metazoa, Chordata, Mammalia, Rodentia, Cricetidae. Gene Ontology annotation, biological process: positive regulation of ERK1 and ERK2 cascade. The transcript is spliced from 3 exons. Gene Ontology annotation, molecular function: protein binding. The record is from RefSeq and is a predicted model, not a curated record. The coding region runs from base 451 to 1362 and encodes 303 amino acids.